Molecule: messenger RNA, 1348 nt
Organism: Solanum stenotomum
Lineage: Eukaryota; Viridiplantae; Streptophyta; Magnoliopsida; Solanales; Solanaceae
Product: mitochondrial phosphate carrier protein 1, mitochondrial-like
Exons: 6
Coding region: 155-1084 (309 amino acids)
Biological process (GO): mitochondrial phosphate ion transmembrane transport
Cellular component (GO): mitochondrial inner membrane
Molecular function (GO): phosphate transmembrane transporter activity
Source: RefSeq, a predicted model, not a curated record
CCAUGUAUACAUCGUAGAGCGGCUGGUUGACAUGAGAAACGUGGACAUUUUUGGAGCAACAGAAAUUUCUUGGCCUCCAAACUUCCAAGUUUUAUUUGAGCACCACCACCACUAUAUAUAUAGCGUGUUUCUGCUAAUCAAUUAGGUGCUGAAAAUGGAAGGUGAAAGGCUGUUCGAGGUCGAGGAGUUCUCGGCUGGGUAUUACGGUCUCUGUACAGCUGGAGGAAUGCUCAGCGCUGGCAUUACUCAUCUCGCCAUUACUCCUCUCGAUGUCUUGAAGGUUAACAUGCAGGUGGACCCUCUCAAAUACCGAGGCAUUUCAUCAGGGCUUAUAACACUAUGGAGAGAGCAAGGCCAUUCUGCUCUCUGGAGAGGUUGGUCAGGGAAACUAUUCGGAUAUGGAGUUCAAGGAGGAUUUAAAUUUGGUCUUUAUGAAUACUUUAAAAGGUCCUAUUCUGAAUUGUUAGUUGAUCAACGUAGGAGUGUUAUAUUCUUCCUCAGCGGUGCUUCAGCUCAAGUAUUUGCUGAUGUGGCCCUCUGUCCCUUUGAAGCUGUCAAAGUUCAGGUCCAAACUCAGCCUCAUUUUGCCAGGGGAUUAACUGAUGGAUUUCGCAAAUUGUAUGUGAAUGAAGGCCUUUCAGGCUUUUACAAGGGACUCUUUCCACUUUGGGGGCGUAAUCUUCCAUUUUCCAUGAUCAUGUUUUCGACAUUUGAGCACUCAGUAGAUCUGAUGUACCGGAAGGUCAUACAGAGAAGGAAGGAAGAUUGCUCAAGAGCCGAGCAACUCGGUGUGACAUGCUUAUCAGGUUAUGCUGCUGGAUCUGUUGGUACUGUAAUAUCUAAUCCCGCUGAUAAUAUUGUCUCAUUUCUUUACAACAGAAAGGCUGAGACAGUUAGACAGGCUAUUAAAGAGAUUGGACUUGUUAAUUUGUUUACGAGAAGUCUUCCUGUUCGAAUCACACUUGUGGGCCCUGUUGCGACUCUGCAAUGGUUUCUCUAUGACACAAUUAAAGUGUUAACUGGACUGCCAACAAGUGGGGGGCUUACCCGACAUGAGAAGGAUCCUAACUUACUCAGACAAUAAAUAACGGCUCCCUCAGAAAGAGUCAUGUGAAGUGUGGUGGCCUCAAUCACCUUCCUUGGCUUGUUCAGUUGUCUCCUUGUCAGUAGUUAUCUGAUUUCCAUCUGGUUGCGACUUGUAAAUAUGACUUAGAAGAGAAAAUAGAAAAGGAUGACUUUGCAAUUGCCACGCACUGCUUCGGGUCUCAGAUUUCAUUUGUGACCCCUUGGAUCAUUGUUAUUCAUUGUUUCAUAAUGUAUUGUAUUAUAUUAUACUAUAUUGUAUUGU